Molecule: messenger RNA, 1438 nt
Organism: Drosophila willistoni
Lineage: Eukaryota; Metazoa; Arthropoda; Insecta; Diptera; Drosophilidae
Product: putative E3 ubiquitin-protein ligase UBR7
Exons: 2
Coding region: 95-1306 (403 amino acids)
Cellular component (GO): cytoplasm
Molecular function (GO): zinc ion binding; ubiquitin protein ligase activity
Source: RefSeq, a predicted model, not a curated record
UGCUAAGGUCACACUUGAGUUUUGCUAGAGUCCCAAUUUUUGUGUUGAGCAUUAUUUUUACUUUCCGAAAUUAAAUAAUUUUUUGUAAGUAAAUAUGAGUGAAGAAAAGCCCGCAACAAACACAGAAGAGGGGGAUGAGUCGGCAAAUAACGCACUUGAGCAAUCUACUAUAACUAUGGUCGAUGUGCUGGAGCAGGAAAAAGAAAUGGAGGACGAAUAUGCUGCGGUUCUAGGAGCCUCCGAUGAAAAGUCCUGUACCUAUGAGAAGGGCUCCAUUCAACGGCAGGCUCUAUACUCCUGCCUCACCUGCUGUCCCGAGGCUCGUCAGGAUUUGAAGAAAGCCGCUGGCGUCUGUCUUGCCUGUUCCUAUCGUUGUCAUGAGAACCAUGAACUGGUGGAGCUCUAUACCAAACGCAAUUUCCGUUGCGAUUGUCCCACACAACGUAUGGGCAACCAGAAACGUUGUUGCCUCAAUCCUCAACUGGCUGACGUACAACCCUUGAAUGAGGGUAAUCUCUAUAACCAGAAUUUCCAAGGCUUGUAUUGCAAAUGCAAACGCCCAUAUCCUGAUCCCGAGCGCACCGCCGAGGAGGUGAUGCUACAGUGUGCCAUUUGCGAGGAUUGGUUCCAUCUACCGCACAUGAAGACAUCAGAGGAGGCUUCUGAAAAAUGGCUUGAUGCUUGCAGCGAAAUGAUUUGUGAUGGUUGCAUGGACAAGCAUGAGCUGCUCAAAGACUACACCGGCUUGGCAUUGCAUAUUGUAGAGAAUGCCAAUGAAUCCAAUGUGGAGGCUGCUAGUGGCAGUGGUGCCACCGAAAAGGCCAAGGACAAUAAAUCAGACGAACAAGAGCAGGAACAGCCAGCUAGCAAGCGUCCAAAGUUAUCAAACGAUGAUUGUCGUCGUCCCAAACCUACUAAGGAGCACAAAGGUGCUGCCUUCUGGACAAAUGAUUGGCGUAAAUCCCUAUGUCAGUGCCCCGUUUGCCGACCCCAGUAUAAGGAGCAAUCGAUUGAAUUUCUCUUGGAUGUCGACGACUCGGCCAAAUCGUAUGAGGAGCGUGGUAUUAAGCGUGGCGAAGAGAAUUCCAGCUAUGAGCAGGGCAUACGGGCAUUAGCCUCAAUUGACCGUACACAGCAAAUCGAUGCAAUUACUGAAUACAAUCGCAUGAAGGAUAAAUUGAAGGAAUAUUUGCAUACAUUUGCUGCCAGUAAGAAGGUAGUUACCGAAGAGGAUAUCAAUCGUUUCUUUGCCGGCAUGCGUAAUGAGAAUAAUUCGAAUCUCGGACAACCAUAUUUCUGUCGUUAAGUGUGGGUGAUUGCCACGAUAUUGUAUACCCCUCAAAAAAUCCUAUCCACCUAUUGCAUUCCUAUGGAAAAUUCAAAUUUAAAAUUGAAGUUCAUUACAUUACAUUACAUUCAUAAUGUACAUUUUAUUUAA